Molecule: messenger RNA, 1934 nt
Organism: Acyrthosiphon pisum (pea aphid)
Lineage: Eukaryota; Metazoa; Arthropoda; Insecta; Hemiptera; Aphididae
Product: endothelin-converting enzyme 1
Biological process (GO): protein processing
Cellular component (GO): plasma membrane
Molecular function (GO): metalloendopeptidase activity
Source: RefSeq, a predicted model, not a curated record
AGUCAAUACAAUUUAACAUGUAGAGCUUCUAAAACAAAUAUAUAUAUUUUGAAAUAACAAAUAAAAUGAAGUUAAUAGUUUUUUUAAUUGUUUUGAUCGUUGAGAGGUUACAAUGCCGGUCUGCAAACGAUUUUUUAAAAGACGUAUUUUCAAUCGAAGAUGAUCCAAAAGAGCAAAAAUGCUCAACGAUGCAAUGUCAGACGGCAGAAUAUCUGUUAAAGAGCAUGAAUAGAUCAGUAGAUCCAUGUGAGGAUUUUUACGAGUUUACAUGUGGUUUGUGGGUAAAAGAUCAUCAAGUUAAAGCCACUAAAGUAUCUUGGUAUCAAUACAAAGAGGCGGAAAAAAGUAUAACAAAUAAUUUGAAAGAAAUUUUGGAAGACGACAAUCCUGAUAUCAUUUUAGAUCCAGCGCAAAAGUUCUACAAAAGUUGUUUGAACUCUGUGAGUAACGGAAUGAAUUUUGAAUACUUAAAAUCGAUUAUCUCAUUAUUUGGUGGAUGGCCGAUAGGACAAAAUGACUACAGCGAUAAAUUACAAUCUUUGGAUUGGAUGAAAAUGUAUAUUUACAUGGAAAAAAACUGGAAAGUGUCAACGAUUUUAGAUACUGGUAUAUCUAUUAAUUAUUUGAAUACCAGCCAAUACAUUUUAAUGAUAGGUCAGCCAGAUUUAAUGCUACCGAGAUCGAUGUUCAUGCAUCCAGAUCGUUUUAAGACUCAAAUUAACGCUUAUUCGAAACUUAUCGCCGGUACGGUAUUUUUGUUGCACGAAGAAUUUGGUUCUAAAUUGACUCGAAGCAGACAUUUCGGAGACGAAAUCGCCGGUGAAAUAAUUAAAUUCGAAACACAACUGGCCAAAAUACAAAGCACCGGAGAAAUGAAAAAAAGCCGAAAAAGCAUUAAAGAAUCGUGUAAUGACCAUAGAAGAUACUUCAAAAAGACAUAAACAACUUAUCGGAGACGUUUCAGGUUGAUUGGUUGAAAAUGUUUCGGCUACUGUUUAAAGGCACUGAUGUAUUUCUCAAAAAGACAGAAAAGAUAUUUGUAAAAGAAGAGCAUUAUCUAAGAGACCUGGUACGGUUAUUGGAAAAAACGCCAAAAAGAAUUUUAAUAAAUUAUAUGUCGUGGUGCUUUUUAAGAUCCAGGUUAUCUGAUAUCAAAGAAGAUUUGAAAAAUCUCAUUCAAGACUUUAAUGUGGUGUUCACUGGAGACGUUAAAGAAGUUUCUAGGUGGUUGGAUUGCGUAUCAAUUACCAGUUCAUAUUUUGCAUUUAAUGUUGGAUAUAAGUACGUCACCAAGUACUUCGACAAGUCUACGAAAGACAUGGCCACAGAAAUGGUUAAUAACAUUCAAGAGGCUUACAUGGAACAAUUAGAGAACAUAGUAUGGAUGGAUUCGACUACUCGUCAAUCCGCUAUCGAUAAAUUACAAUCGAUGCACAAGUUUAUCGCAUACCCUGAUUGGUUCCAAGACACUUCGUAUUCACUCAGAAAAUUAAAAAUUGUAAAUAUGACGGACAGUUAUUUAAUGAACUUGGAGAUUCUACAAAUUGAAUCAAACUUAAAAAAGCUUUCAAAAUUAAACAGUAUUCACAAUCAUACAGAAUGGACGACGGAUAUAGUUAGUGUAAACGGAUACAACGAUAUCUACUCGAACGCAAUAGUUUUGCCAGCCGGAAUGUUACAACUUCCAUUUUAUCACAAGAGUCGAAUUCAAGCUUUAAACUAUGGAAUGGUGGGCUUAGUCGUAGGACACGAAAUAAUGCAUGCAUUUGACGAUUCCGGCAGAAUGUAUGACAAACAUGGCAAUAGGCGACAAUGGUGGACUCAAGAAACAAUGGAGACGUUUUCGAUAAAAGCUGAAUGUUUCGUCCAACAGUAUAACAAUUAUAGUUUGAGUGUCCAGGGCAGUCAAGUUAAGAUAAACGGCCAAAUGACUC